GAAUUGGAGUCUGCGCAGUGAUUAGUGAUUUUCGUCGUCGGUUUUAACGUGAUAACAAAUGAGGAUUACCGGUAUCCGGUAAUCCGCCUAUUCGAUUAGUGAGUGGACAACCGAAUCUCCUCGACUCCUGGGAGGGCGAAAGACUGAGCCAUGGACACAACCGAUCGGUUAACCAUCGUUCCGGCCAAUGACUGGGCCCAGUUAAGAGACCUUUACCUCAUGAACUGGCCGGAGCACCACGUUGCGUAUACCACGAUCGACAACUAUGUGCGCUGGUAUGCAAAGGAUCCUGCUAUUAAGAAUCUCACCAUUUACUGUCUGAACGGAAGCUGGCGAGAGGAUGGCACCUACCUGGUGGUGGAUCGCUAUCAGCUGUUCGCAUACUCACUGGAUCCUACAAAUCGUAUUCUAGCGAGGGCACUCCCUUUGCUGGACUGGAGUGGUGGGUUGAAAGUGAGCUCACUUUUGGCACGUCAUCGACAACCAGUCAUUGAUGUGAUCACCGCCAAGGGUUUGGCUAUGGAGUACGACAGUGAGACGUAUCUGUACUUUAUGUCCAAAGAACAAUGCAAUGCCUUGCCGCUGCAUGUACCGGAUGGGUUCAUCUUGAAGGAUUUAAGCGGCGAUGACGCUGCAAUAGCGAAUGAGCACUGGCCAAACCGGCACACCGGUUCGCUGUUCUUUCUGCAACGGCUUGCGGCUUGGAAUCCGUGCGUGGGGCUAUAUGAGCAAUCUACGGGGAAGAUGGUGGCCUGGUGUUUUCGCUUGCAGGCUGGUGCACUCGGAGCAUUGCAGGUUGAUCCAGAUUACCUGAGGCGAGGAUUUGGAACCGUUGUGACGAUAGCGAUAGCGAAAAAGGUUGCAGCCCUAGGCCAUGAUUGUUAUGCACUGGUUAAUGGAACGAAUAUUCCGUCGAGACGUAUGUUUCAAGGUCUUGGGUUUGAGCACACGGAUGAAGCAUACUGGGUUAGGACAGUACCUACUGUAGCGAACGAAUGGGAGGACUGAUAACGGAGUUAU
Messenger RNA from Anopheles aquasalis, 1020 nucleotides. RefSeq lists its product as uncharacterized. Lineage: Eukaryota; Metazoa; Arthropoda; Insecta; Diptera; Culicidae. Gene Ontology annotation, molecular function: acyltransferase activity, transferring groups other than amino-acyl groups. The record is from RefSeq and is a predicted model, not a curated record.